AUGGCUCUGCGCGGAAUGGCAUGGGGGGACGUUCCGGAUCCGUGCUGCAGCGGCCAGGCGGACGGUUUCCGUCGCCACCCCACUGACUGCAGGCGAUUCUGCCUGUGCAGCAGCGGCGAUUCUCGCGGGCGCGUCUUCUACUGCCCCGAGGGCUAUGUCUUCGACGACCGCACCUCCACGUGCGCAAGUACCCACGACGUCGCAUGCCCCGGCGCUUCCGUUCCGGCGUCCGGCGCUACUGGCGGCGGUGCAUCCGGCGGUGCAUCCGGCGGUGCUUCCGGCGGUGCAUCCGGUGGUGCUUCCGGCGGUGCAUCCGGCGACGCUUCGGGCGGUGCGUCCGGCGGUGUUGGCGAGGAGGCGUCGCUGUGCGCGGGGUUGGAGGACGGCCCUCACCAGCACCCCAACGACUGCAGCCAGUUCAUCUUCUGUCUCAACGGGCGCGUGAAGAGCACCGUGAGUUGCGGCGCGCGCAUGCGCUUCAGCGACGACUCCAAGACGUGCGAGUACUCCUUCCUCGUCGACUGCCCCGCCGCCGACAACGCCGCCGUUGCCACGUCGGAUUCCACGUCAGCGGCCGCGUGGGGAGCGACCACCGGUUCCUCCCUUCCCGCUGCAUCCGUCGCCACGUCAUUCGAAGACUCUGGUCGUGGCGGUGCCUAUUCGUCUUCCUCUUCCUCCUCCUCACAAUCGUCGUCGAAUCUGUUCACUGCUGCAGCGGCCCUGGGGGCUGCAAGCGGUGGUCCUUCGGUCUUUGCCCCGGGGCGAAGCAAGGUUCCUGGCAAUGCGAACGGGAUUAGUAAUGGCAAUGGCAACGGAGAAAGCAACGGGGUUGGCAACGGGAAUGGAGUAAGCAACAGCAAUGGGAAUGGGAAUGGCAACGGGAAUGGGGUGGGAAAUGGCAACAUCUUGGGCGACAGUGGCAGCACAGGCAGCACAGGCAGUGUAGGCAGUUCGGGCAGUUCGGGCAGUACGUUCUUUUGGGUCAAUCCGGGCAGCUCGGUCAGCAAGGGCAACGUGGGUACUGGGGGCAGCACGGGCAGUACGGGCAGCAGCAGCGGGGGUAGCGUGAGUGCGCCUGUGACCUGCUGUACCAAGAAGCCCAAUGGGUACUGGCAAGACCCAACCAACUGCAGCGCCUUCUGCAUCUGUAUGCGCGGCCAGGUGGUGGCGAAACUGCAGUGCCAGUCCCCCCUUCUCUUCAACGACAAUGCCAAGGUCUGCGACGUCCCGGAAAACGUCCCCUGUGCUGCCACCGGUGGGGGUGGUGAUGGGAGUGGCGGCGGCCCUACCCCCUCUCCUCCUACUUCUCCUCCCCCUCCUUCCACGCCCUCUCCCUCUCCUCCUCCUCCUUCCUCUCCACCUGUCUCUCCCUCUCCCCCUUCCACCUCUCCCUCGCCCCCUUCCUCUCCCUCCCCGCCUCCACCCUCCCCUCCCACUCCCCCUCCCGGGUCGUGCUGCGACAGUCGACCAGACGGAUACUUCCAGGACGCUUCCGACUGCAGCCGCUACUGCAUCUGCGCGGGGGGCAAGCAGGCGGCGUUGCAGCGGUGCCCAGCAGGGCUUAUCUUUAAUAACGACGCCAAGGUGUGCGACGGCGCGUACAACACCACGUGCAACGGCAUGACCAUCGGCGGGCCGGACGUGGAGGACAAGGUGGGCGGCACACAGCCGUUCGCAGCGGACCGAACGCCCUCGCGCCUCAACCGCUACUCGAGCUACUCCUCCCUCUCCACCGCGCUCCCCACCUUUGUCGACUGGCGAGCCUCCGGCGUGCUCUCUCCCGUGCGCGACCAGGGCGUGUGCGGGGUCUGCUGGGCCUUCGCCACUACCGCGGCCGUAGAAGCGGCUGUUUCGAUUUCCAUGGCGAAUUCGCGGCUGUUUGCGGGGAGGUUCCGCGGUGGCAAGUCGCGGUUCUCCGUGCAGCAGGUGGCGGAUUGCACGCAAACUUCAGCUGCUGCGGCGUCGAUCGGCGGGUUUAGCUACAACAACGCUGCUGCUGCUGGUAGUGCUGCCGCGGCAACCACCACCGCAGACACCACCACAGGCAUAGGCACCACCACUGCUGGUGAUACCACUGCUUCAGGUGCUGCUUCAGGUGCCGAUACUACCUCCACCGAUACAACCUCUGCAGUCAACGGUGCAGAUUCUACGCCACCCGCAGAUCCAACGGUCGGUACAGGCUCCGACGCUCUAGACAAUCUGCUCUCGAUCUGCCGGCCCGGGUGGCCAGGGGACGCUCUUGAGUAUGUGGCAGCAGUGGGGAGGCUGCAACUGGACAGGCAGUACCCGUUCCUGGGCGAGAAUGGCACUGGCCAGUGCUCUGCUGCUGGUCCUGCUGCUCCUUCUGGCGUUGCUGGUGGUGCUUCUCCUGGUGUUGCUGCUAGCGGUGCUGCUGCUGGUGCUCCUGGGGUCGCGCCUGGUGGUGCUGUUACUGCUGCUGGAGCAUGGGCAGCAUGGCAACCGCCUUCCGUGGUGCGAUAUGAGAUGGUGCCGGCAAGUGAAGAGGCGCUGCUGUCAGCAGUGGCGGCGCAACCGGUGAUCGUGAACAUCCAGUCGCGCGUCCCCUCCUUCCUCUCCUAUGCCGGGGGCGUUUACGCCGACCCUCUAUGCGACAACGGGCUGUUAGACCACUCCGUGCUGGUGGUGGGGUUCGGCACAGACCAGGCCUCUGGCACGCCCUACUGGAUCAUACGCAACAGCUGGGGGGACGCAUGGGGAGAGCAGGGGUAUCUGCGCAUGGCUCGAGUGGGCGGGAGGGGUACCUGCGGUAUCACCAGCAUGCCUGGUUUCUACCCUGUUACCACCAGCACAUCGCCGUGUGACAAUCCCAACCCAUGUGGGGCUGGCGAGUGUGUGGAGGACGUGAGGAGGAAGAGCAGGGGCGGCUACCGCUGCGCGAGCUGCCCUGAUGGCUACGCGGUCGUGGAGAAUUCGGACAAGUCGCAGACAUGCGUGUCAGUUGACGCCUGUUUCUCGUCCACCUUCAACCCGUGCGGGGUGGGAGAGUGCACCAACGUGGGAGACGGCACAUACUCGUGCGACUGCACGGAAGACACAUGGCCCGUUGUCCGUCCCGAUGGCUCCCCCACAUGCACCAUGGGCCGAGCCUCCGCCUUCUGCCCGUCCCUCUUCACCACCUUUGCCAACGACACAUGCGAAUCCGUCGCCGCCUUUGCCCGAAUGUCUGUAGACGAUCUUCUAGAAGUCAACCCCGGGCUUAUCUGCGACAAUCUCAAGGGAGGCCAGCAGCUGUGCAUCAGCAUGAAUCUACCCUGGGCCGCCCGGUGCCUGUAUGGAAAGUACACGGUUGUGCGCGGUGACACCACUGCUGCGCAUUUGUUCUUAGUGGGCAAAGCCGUCUUCUGUAGUAAACAUGCUCUGGCGAAGACGACAUUUGUCCCCUCCUCCGAGUAA
Molecule: messenger RNA, 3414 nt
Organism: Closterium sp. Naga37s-1
Lineage: Eukaryota; Viridiplantae; Streptophyta; Zygnematophyceae; Desmidiales; Closteriaceae
Source: the annotation of a GenBank genome assembly